This is a messenger RNA of Aspergillus oryzae RIB40, 630 nucleotides long. RefSeq lists its product as uncharacterized. Bases 1 to 630 code for a protein of 209 amino acids. The record is from RefSeq and is a predicted model, not a curated record. Lineage: Eukaryota; Fungi; Ascomycota; Eurotiomycetes; Eurotiales; Aspergillaceae. The transcript has a single exon.
AUGUCCAAUUGCAACGGCGCCAAUGGCGACCCGACCGAUCUUAUCGCGCAGGCUUUGUGUCAGGAGCUAUUUGACAAGUGCCCUCGGCUUGACUUAGAGGAAUUUGCAGUCCAGGCUGCGCAUAACGCGAAACUAGACUGGGACAGGCUUGUGAAAGAGUGGGCGAGAGAGCGAGUAGACAAUACCCCAUGCCCACCACUCGAGGAUUUCAUUGGGCUCUAUGUCAAUACGGCUUUCGAUAUUAGUAUUCGGGUGGCGAAGACCUUAGAUCAAAGUGCUAAGCCUGGAACCGAUACCGAGCCGCUUUCGUUCAACAUCAAUUCUCUUCCUCGUCAGACAGCAAAGCUACGGCACUGCCGCUAUGACACGUGGACAUUCAUACCAAGCUCAAGGAAUGACGCAGCUAGGAAGGGGAUGAUGAACUUGCUGAAACUGCCAAGACUGUUACUGUCUUUUGUUCGUAACAGCGAGGGUAAGAUAUCACACCUUGAGUGGGACCUGCAGGGUGGUUCGUGUGAAGGGCCUGCACCAGAUUUAGCAGAUAGAGUUGGCCCUGUGAAGUUCCACAAACUGGAGAGUGAACAUACCAACGCCCUCACACCCGAGAUGGAUCCCGUCACCGUAUUUUAA